This is a messenger RNA of Entrophospora sp. SA101, 273 nucleotides long. Lineage: Eukaryota; Fungi; Glomeromycota; Glomeromycetes; Entrophosporales; Entrophosporaceae. The record is from the annotation of a GenBank genome assembly.
AUGUCUGAGUACUUUGUUCAAUAUAUGAUAGUAAAUUUAUUAUUUGAAAAUUCUAAAUUUCCUGCUAGAAAAAGUACACUUCCUCACCUGACUGACAUAGUUGUGGUUACAAGAUGUUUCUCAGCACUUAAAUUGAUACAUUCUAAGACAAUUACAUUUGACAAUACUGCAAUACAACCUGAGAAAAUACAAAAUGUUGAUCAAUUUUAUAUAAAUUUACAUUGUGUCAAAGUUGAAAUUAAUAAACCCUCAUUUUCAAUAAUUGAAGUAUGA